Messenger RNA from Fusarium venenatum, 1272 nucleotides. RefSeq names its product meiotically up-regulated gene 113-domain-containing protein. NCBI's taxonomy places the organism in Eukaryota, Fungi, Ascomycota, Sordariomycetes, Hypocreales, Nectriaceae. The record is from RefSeq and is a predicted model, not a curated record.
AUGAUUCCUACCGCUGUCACUACCACCUCCAAGAUAGUUUGGCCAACCACUGCAUCUGCUCUCCGGGAGUUGCUCAAUAUUGACGAUGGCGACAAAUUAAAAUGCCAUGGCCAGUCUACAAAGACUGGCGAGCGAUGCAGAAGCCCCAUUAGCCAACCCAACUCCAAGAAGAUUGCCCGUUUACUAGAUCAGAUCGUUGAUCAUGGUAGCUUCUGCGCUUCCGAGUCUUUACUUAUGGAAAUGGCCCCAUUGAUCAUGUGCCAGAGAAACCACCAAAACCAAGCAUCUCAACGGAUAUCAUUAUGGGUGACAAUCUUGAAGCCGCUUAAAAUAGUGGCGUUCAAGAAGGAAGACGAAAAUGACCCCCCUAUGACUUGUAAAGAGGAUGGCUCAGAGUCUCUAGAUACAGAUAUAGUGGCAGUCAAGCAUCAAGUUCUUUCCCAGAGCAAGAAACCGAUGUCGAAAAUCACAAAUGACCACACAUCUCAACCGAUCCCAUCUACACCAACCAAAACUUCAAUCAGUUCCGCGUCCACCACCUCCAAGCAACCAUCUCCCAAGGUCACCACCCUUAAACAUGAGUUUGAAGACUUUGGAGAUGCUUGGACAGUCAUCGAGAUAAACAAACGCAUAAGGAGACUCCUUCUACGCUCCUUGUUAGAUACCGAGAAAAAGUCAGACGGGUUCAUCUAUGCUUACAUUCUCCCCGAGACAUACCGCGAUGUCAAUCCCUUUAUAAAGAUUGGAUAUGCACAAAAUGUUGAAAAGCGUAUGAAGGAUUGGAAAACCCAAUGCGGAUACGGCUCCAAAGUUAUUUGCCAGUUCACCGCUGAGCACUACGUCAAAGUCGAGAAGCUCGUACACCACCAGCUACGAAAUCAGCGAAAGCGGGAGAAAGGGUGCCCAACUUGCCAUGUUUCGCAUCAAGAGUGGUUCAAAAUCAGAUCUCCAACUGCAUCCAAGAAUAUUAUGAUGUGGACAAGCUGGAUGAGGCAAAAGCCAUAUAACGACGACGGAACCCUUCAAGAGAAGUGGCGUAAGAGGAUUGAGGGCCUUGAUAUGACCGACCCAAGUUGCUGGGAGUUGCUUACUGAGGGAGUAUUUGAUGAAGAUGAAGAUGAGCCAGAGUUUUCUGAAGAAGGCGAUAGCUUCGCCUGGUCGAAUGAUGACCAGUCCGAGUUUUCUGAAGAUGACAGCCUUGAAGAUUUAGACGACGACAUACCUGAAAUUUCUCUCACUGAUGAUGGAUAUAGCCGCAAAGAGUCACUGUGA